AUGGUUGAAAAUUUGCAUUCAUUGUAUUCUACGAUUCUGAAUACUAAAGAUAGGAUCACCAUGUCUUCGGAAACUGCGCAAGUUAGUUCCUUACCUCUGCCUCCCAUGCAGUAUAUAAAUUUUUACACCGAUGAAAAUGUGAGAAGGAAUCGUGCACCUCUACCACCAAGACCUAUCCAUGAUACAUAUUCUAUGUUUGGAAACACAUUUAAUGCAGAUGAUACAAUAAUUCGGUCUCUAGAAAGUCAGGGCUUUCGAAGAUUAUAUCCUAUGCACUUUGAACGUAGAAGAGAACUGAAAAAGCUAAAUCACUCCUUACUUGUUAAUUUUCUUGAUCUGUUAGACCUGUUGGUGCACUGUCCAGAUUCACCUAAACGUGCAGAAAAAGUGGAAGAUUUAAGUCUUCUAUUUAUACAUAUUCACCAUUUAUUAAAUGAAUUUAGGCCCCAUCAAGCUCGUGAAACUUUAAGGGUUAUGAUGGAGUUACAAAAGCGUCAAAGAGUUGAGACUGCUAUGAGGUUUCAAAAGCACUUGGACAAAGUGCAGGAUAUUUUGCAAAAUGCUCUCCAAAGUUUGCCAGAUCAAAAUGAAGUCGAGGCUAAUUUCAAAGUACCAACUGAAAUAUUGGAACAAAUUGAAUGUAAUCCUAAUGACAUUUCCAAUCCUGAUCCAUGUUAUGAUUUAGAUUACAUAAUGUGUAUACUUACAGUAUCAGAAGAUACCAGGAGAGUUAUCAAAUUUCUCAAUCAGGAGCUGGACCUGGAAGAUAAUAAAAUAGAUCUGCAUCCAAGCAUAACUAGAACCAAAGAUAGACAACCUCAUGAUGACAAGAACUCCGAAACAUAA
Messenger RNA from Leptosia nina, 846 nucleotides. NCBI's taxonomy places the organism in Eukaryota, Metazoa, Arthropoda, Insecta, Lepidoptera, Pieridae. The record is from the annotation of a GenBank genome assembly.